AUGUUUACCGUUUCCGUCCCGGCGAUCGGUGCGGCCUUUGACUGGUUCUUCAAAACCGCGCCGGACGGGUUGAAGAGCUUCACGGAAAUGCGCUUGAAGGAGGAAUUUUCUUCUUCUUCAUUACCUUCGAACCUCCAACGCGCGACCAUCACGAAUGUGAAAACCUCUGCCUUAGCGGAUUUUGCAAACCGCGGGUACGUUCUCGGGCAGUUCUCGGUCACUUUCAAGGCAGCUCACGGGGGUGUGGAUAAACUCAUGCCGCCUAAUGGGCAGUUGUCGAGACUGAUGCUCACCUACGCCACUGCGAAAGCGACGAAGAUUGUCACGACUGCGGACACGAAUCUGGUGAACAACGUGGAUGUUGACCCCUUCUCCCAGCUGAUUUUCAUCCCCGACGCGGUUUUCCCCGCUGGGGGAAUCAGUUCCGGGCAAGACUACAGUCUUUCCGGGCAAGUGGUUCUCCCUCUCAACGGCCGUGUUGCCGAUGUCGACCCAGUUCUCUACUCCCUCGGUACGACAAAACAGACGGAGUUCAAGCAAGAGUUGGUCAAAGCUUUAAACUUCUUCGGUCUGCACACGGAGGACGGGCUGGUUACCAUCAGUUGGAAGGGAUCGGUUUCUGCGAUUUCGACGGAUCGAACGGUGCUGGAUACGAAGUCCUAUCAAAUGUAAAAAUGUCUGGGUCUGGAAGAAUGCAACCUGUCAUGCUAAAUCUGAAGCAUGCAAAAAUCUUCUGUGUUGCAUGAUUACCAAAAGCUGUCCACUUUUGGCCUAAUCGAGAGGCAGUUUCUCAUGCAGGAGAGGCAUGAUAGAACUCUCACAGAAUCUGUGAUGCUCUGUCCUAGAUACCAGACCUCAUGAGUCAUGUAAAAUCUGCAUCACAAGUUGCAUUCUUCCAGACCCAGACAUUUUUACAUUUGAUAAGUCCGCGUCGGAUUUGGUAAUGAUCGAGACGGACGCGAUGGAAAUCGACUGCAAGUUAGCGUUAUGCACUGCAAAAAUGUCUGGGUCUGGAAGGAUGCAACUUGUGAUGCUACCUUUGGACUCUACAGAAAACCUGUAUUGCAUGAACAGCAAAAGAGGUGCGAUUUGUGCUACGCGGAGGAGGCAUUUCUCAUGCGGUAUGAGCAUCAGAAAGCCCUCGCAGAAUCUCUCAUGCUAGGGCAUGCAUCACAGACCUCAUGGGCCAUGCAAAAUCUGCAUGACAAACUCCUGCAUUCUUCCAGACCCAGACAUUUUUGCAUUUGAUAAGCGUCCGACACGGACAUGAGCACGAAAGUGCAUGGCGAGACGCACAGGGAGCUGGAGAGGCGGGCUGGAGAAUUAGCGAAGGAGGCGAUG
This is a messenger RNA of Amoebophrya sp. A120, 1341 nucleotides long. The record is from the annotation of a GenBank genome assembly. NCBI's taxonomy places the organism in Eukaryota, Dinophyceae, Syndiniales, Amoebophryaceae.